AUGGCGUCUACGGCAUUUCCCUCCUUAGCGAAGAAGGUCCAGCUCUCCGAUGGCACAACGUACGGAUAUGUCGCUGUUCCUCCGUCGACUCCAGGCCAAGUCUCCUUCCUCCUUCUCCAUGGAUAUCCGUCUUCGUCGUAUGACUGGCGUCACCAGAUAACCGGCUUACAGAAUGCCGGAUAUGGUGUCAUUGCGCCGGACCUUCUCGGAUACGGCGAUACCGACAAGCCCAGUGAUCUAAACGCUUAUCGCAACAAAACCAUGAGCAAACAUAUCAUUGAGAUACUGGAUAGAGAGGGUAUAGAUAAAGCAGUCAUGGCGGGGCACGAUUGGUACGAAGAUCUGCGCUUCUAUUGCGAUUUCCCCCAUGUUUCGGGAGUUGGCCUUGCAUCCCGUCUAGCCAUGUACCAUCGCGAUCGCUUCUACGGUCUAGUCACAAUCGCCGUGGCAUACAUCCAGGCAGGCAUGCACUGGGAUGUCGACGCUAUCUGCGAGAAAACCAAAAGCAUAAUCGGCUACGAAACCUUCGGCUACUGGAAAUGGCACGGCACCGAGGAGGCGGCGGAAGACUGCGCCAACCACCCCGCCUCCGUAUUCAGCCUCCUCUACCCCAACGAUCCCUCCCUUUGGAAAUCAGACUUCGCCCCCACAGGCAAAGCAGCCGAGUUUGUCCGCUCUGGGCGCACAACCCCCCUCCCCUCGUGGUAUUCCUCCGAGGAGUAUGCCAUUCACAGUGGUAUUUUCGCUGAGGGCGGCUAUGCCGGGCCCCUCUCGUGGUAUAAGGCAGCUAUGCGGGGUGUUAAUCUUGAUGAUGAGGCUGCUAUCCCGGUGGAAGAGAGGCUGUGCCCGGUGCCGAGUUUGUUCGUAGCGGCGAAGCAGGAUUAUGUCUGUCGGGCGGAUUUGCAGAGCGCCUCUUCGCGGAUGACGGCUCCAGGUGGCAGGAUUGAGGAGAUUGAUGCUGGGCAUUGGGUGCAGCUGGAGCAGCCGGAAGUGGUCAAUCGUCUGCUAGUUGAUUUUGCGGAGGAAGUGAAGGGGGCGAAGUGA
Messenger RNA from Aspergillus pseudonomiae, 1044 nucleotides. Its product is annotated as alpha/beta fold hydrolase. The record is from RefSeq and is a predicted model, not a curated record. Gene Ontology annotation, molecular function: catalytic activity. The coding region runs from base 1 to 1044 and encodes 347 amino acids. NCBI's taxonomy places the organism in Eukaryota, Fungi, Ascomycota, Eurotiomycetes, Eurotiales, Aspergillaceae. The transcript has 4 exons.